AUGGUGAUGGCUACUCCUCCUUUAUGUGCAAACGGCUGCGGUUUCUAUGGUUCUGUAGAGACAGAAUUUAUGCUCCCACUGCAAAACUCAAGACCAGGUGUGAAAGCUGCAACGCUUGGUUUGAUGGGUUUUACAUGUCGGUGCGGGAAAGUUUUCUGUCAGCUUCAUCGUUACCCCUCGGAACAUUCCUGCAACUAUGAUUUCAAGAAGGCUGAUCGUCAGGUGUUAGAUAAAGAAAAUCCGGUUAUUAAGGGUGACAAACUGAAAUCCAGGAUGUAA
Messenger RNA from Hibiscus syriacus, 279 nucleotides. RefSeq names its product zinc finger A20 and AN1 domain-containing stress-associated protein 5-like. Gene Ontology annotation, molecular function: DNA binding; zinc ion binding. The transcript is spliced from 2 exons. The record is from RefSeq and is a predicted model, not a curated record. Bases 1 to 279 code for a protein of 92 amino acids. NCBI's taxonomy places the organism in Eukaryota, Viridiplantae, Streptophyta, Magnoliopsida, Malvales, Malvaceae.